UGCAGUUCUCAAAUCAAUCAAAAUGGCGCUCUUUAAAGGGUUACUUCCUACAGUUUUGCGUUACCAUGGUGUUUAUCGUCAGACCUUAAUCCAGUUAAAUUGGAGAAACAUUACUUCGCCAGUCCAGAUCAAAGGAUUAGAUCACCUCGUUCUGACAGUAAAGAGCAUUGAAGAUACUGUUGCCUUCUACUCUAGAACACUGGGAAUGCAGAUUGUCACUUUCAAGGGUAAUCGCAAAGCACUUUCCUUUGGGAAUCAGAAAUUCAACUUGCAUGAAGUUGGGAAGGAAUUUGAGCCAAAAGCACACAAGCCUACAGCAGGAUCCAUCGAUCUUUGUUUAAUCACAAGCACACCUAUAAGUAAAGUGAUUGAACAUCUUAAGGUUUGUGGAGUUAACGUUGAGGAAGGUCCUAUUGAGCGAACUGGGGCAAUGGGUCCUAUUACCUCAGUCUACUUCAGAGAUCCAGACAAUAAUUUAAUUGAAGUUUCCAAUUACCAUUCUGACCAAUAGUAAUCACAACAGCAAAUAUUAUUCAAAUCUGCACAAGAAACAAACCUACAGGAUGAGCUGAUUGAUCCUUUACGUUUAAUAAUAUGGACACAAUUCCGGCAUCAACGUGCAAUGCAGUAGCACAAGCAAGGAUAUCAAUUUAGAGAAAAUGUACAUCGUGGCCUACCUAUAAGGUGAUAGAAAGAGGAUAAUUUCAAUAUUUUUCAGCAUUUUUAUACUUAUUGGAGUACAAAUAUUUUGUGAUUACUAUACAUGGCAAAGGAUCAGUAAAGAUGUAUAUGCAAAACCUCAUAUUCUGAAGAUUCAUAAAUGAUCAUUAUUAUUUUACAGUCUUCAUUUAAGAAAAUUAUGAUCUAUCAAUAAAUAAGAAAUAGAUAAAUACUCUUGACUUGCACGAGAAGUUAAUACACUAGCUCUUUGCUUCUAAUAUUUGAAUUCAGUUCCAAUAGAUGAGAAGAAAAUGUUCCCUCAGGAUGAUUGUUUUGGCAAAUUGAAAUGCUCAUAAGAUUGUUAAAUAGGGUAGUCUCUCUAUGGAAAGACAUUUAGUUCCCUGGGUCACUUGCAAAAGAACAGCAACCAGUAAGCUCAUAGGCCUAAAGAUUUGUUAGCUGAUGUUAAAGAAAAUCAAAUACUUUUGUAACUGAACCCAGCAGCAUACAAAUAUAAUUCUCAUCCAGUAGACUUGGCGAUGAUGGGUCUUCUGCUCCUCUAAACAGAUAGUCUGGUAUGGCAAGUUACCCUGUAGCUGAGUUUGGGUGGGUCCUGCACUCUUUGGAUGCACUGUUGAUAUUCAGCAGCAGACUGAAGUGGACUGGGGAAACAGGCUAAUGACUAGGAACACUUUG
Pristis pectinata (smalltooth sawfish) is the source of this 1356-nucleotide messenger RNA. RefSeq names its product glyoxalase domain containing 5 (gene glod5). The coding region runs from base 23 to 511 and encodes 162 amino acids. The transcript has 4 exons. Lineage: Eukaryota; Metazoa; Chordata; Chondrichthyes; Rhinopristiformes; Pristidae. The record is from RefSeq and is a predicted model, not a curated record.